GGUUGCGGGCAGUAACAGGGAAGUGCCGUCACAGACAGAAGGUAAGCUGCUCUCCUGUCUGGACUCCAGCUUUGUCAUGGCAGUCGACUGGAUUGGAUUCGCCUAUGCUGCGGCUAUCGCCUUUGGGGGUUUUAUGGGAUACAAGAGAAAAGGCAGCGUGAUGUCCCUGAUGGCUGGUUUAGUUUUCGGUGGAUUAUCUGCAUACGGUGCACUCAACGUCUCUAAUGACUCAAAGGACAUUAAAGUCUCAUUGUUGGCCUCGGGAGUCCUCUCAGUCGUGAUGGGAAUGAGAUACAAGAAAUCUGGAAAAUUAAUGCCUGCAGGCAUUAUGGCUGGGCUCAGUUUGUUGAUGGUGUUCCGGCUGUUACUACUCAUCAUAGUGUGACUGGAGGAACAACGCUGACCACACGGAGGUUUUUCUUUUUUGUUUCCCAAUGAACAUCAUUCCCAGUUACCAUACUAAAACUUUCAUGUGACCAGAAACCUUGUAAAAAUGUCCAGUGGGCGACAGAUUUAAGAUUAAGUGCUAAUCUUAUUGCAGUAAAUCUGUUUUGAUAUAUUUGUAUAUGAGCGUGUUUAGGAAUGUUAAUCACCCGAUGUUAGAUCAAUUUUCAUGUCCUAUUAUUACCACAGGUUUACACACUCAGUGUUGGCAAAACAAAAGAACAGUGAGUGAGCUUCGUGGGUGCUAUUGUUUGUCCUGGCGAGGGUUCAAGUAUACACUAUGACAUAAAUUCAAAUUCAAAAAUAUAAAAAACUUUAAAGCCUAAAACUUGUAUUGACUGCUCAUGUGUCUUCUAAAUAGAUUGAAGUUAAUAUGUUUGUGAUUUUUGUAAUACUGCAGCUAAAUAAAUGAAUAUGAUUCUUAAAA
This is a messenger RNA of Larimichthys crocea (large yellow croaker), 871 nucleotides long. RefSeq names its product transmembrane protein 14A (gene tmem14a). The transcript is spliced from 5 exons. Gene Ontology annotation, biological process: regulation of heme biosynthetic process. Gene Ontology annotation, cellular component: mitochondrial membrane. NCBI's taxonomy places the organism in Eukaryota, Metazoa, Chordata, Actinopteri, Sciaenidae. The coding region runs from base 77 to 385 and encodes 102 amino acids. The record is from RefSeq and is a predicted model, not a curated record.